Messenger RNA from Drosophila busckii, 1294 nucleotides. RefSeq lists its product as uncharacterized. Lineage: Eukaryota; Metazoa; Arthropoda; Insecta; Diptera; Drosophilidae. The coding region runs from base 72 to 1202 and encodes 376 amino acids. Gene Ontology annotation, molecular function: protein binding. Gene Ontology annotation, cellular component: spindle pole. The transcript has 4 exons. The record is from RefSeq and is a predicted model, not a curated record. Gene Ontology annotation, biological process: establishment of meiotic spindle localization; mitotic cell cycle; spindle organization.
CAUACAGCCAGCACACGUAACACAACAAUACAUAUACAAUAUAUACAAAGCUAAAGAAAAACAAUAAGAAUAUGCAGAGCAACAUGGCCAUAUUCGUUGAUAAGAAGACCAUGAUGGUCAACAGUCGUCGCUUAACAGACUACGAAAAAAGCGAAAGAUCCUCGACUUAUCACUGCGACGAGCUAGAGGGCGAAGAGUGCACGGACUCGCGCACGAGCUUUACAACGCAGCUAUCGCGCACCACGCUGAUGCUGUUGGACUAUGCGCAGUUCAAGGCAGCGCGUACGAUUCAAGCGAACUGGCGCUGCUUCUAUGCGCGCCGAUCGUUUCGCAAGCGCGUGGGCGCAGCCAUCACCAUACAGCGCUGGUGGCGUGGAUUUCGCGUGCGCCAGACCUACUUCAACUUUGUGGAGCAGAAGCUGCAGCGGAAGCUGCUCAGCUACUACGAUGCGUGCGCCACCAAGAUACAGGCGCUGUUCCGCGGCUGGUGGAUUCGCUCCACAGUGCAUGACAUGUACAGUCUGCGUCAGAUGCAGGUGUGUGCAGCAGCAGAUCUGCUGAAUUGCGUGGCGUACAAGCUGCACCAUUUGCUGCGCACCUACAGCAUACCGGGCGUAUACUCGUUGCGCAACUCGAACUGCUUGUCGCGCGUGGAGAAGCUGCUGGCCAGCAUGAACUUUCGCUUCCACAAUGGCCGCGUGCGCAGCAGCAUGACCAUUCGCCAGGCGACCAUUGAAUAUCAUCGCAAUACGUUUAAGAAAUCGCAGCAGUAUACGUCGGUGCCCUUUGCGGGUCCCAACUUCAAAGGCAUUUGCCAGCCGCAAUGCGAGGAGAUGCUAUUCCGCUACAAGGACAUGGACAGACGCAUGUACAAAAUAAUGGCCGAGUACGAGGAGUCGCAGCGCGAUAAUCGCAUGCGAAAUGUGCAAAUGUCCUACAUCAAUAAGCGGCGACGACGUAAGCUGGAGAAUCGCAUCAAGCAGCACGAGCUGAAGAAGCGCGACUUUUGUGGCGAUGUAAUCGCGAGCAUGCGACGCUGGAAAAUCUGGGACGACAAUAAGCUGACAAUCCCUAACGAUAUCUUUCGAAAUCCCGAGAAUCUUGAUGCGUUUGUCAACGAAAUCGAAGAGAUCUUUUCGGAAAUCAAUGGUGGCCAAUGCCACUGCCGCAUACCCGUGCACGACGAAGUCAUUUGUCAUUAAGUCUUUUGUCAUUAGGCCUUAAAUUUAUUGUAUGUAGCCAAAACUUUUUUCAUAAACAAAACAAAGCAAGCAGUUCUGUUUUUGAUAUAUAA